Conger conger (European conger) is the source of this 1134-nucleotide messenger RNA. It is a transcript of the gene prdx2, whose product is annotated as peroxiredoxin 2. The transcript is spliced from 6 exons. Gene Ontology annotation, cellular component: cytosol. The record is from RefSeq and is a predicted model, not a curated record. Bases 177 to 773 code for a protein of 198 amino acids. Gene Ontology annotation, biological process: leukocyte activation; hydrogen peroxide catabolic process; cellular response to stress. NCBI's taxonomy places the organism in Eukaryota, Metazoa, Chordata, Actinopteri, Anguilliformes, Congridae. Gene Ontology annotation, molecular function: thioredoxin peroxidase activity.
GAACGGGUCAGCGUAAGGUUGCACCGGGGUUUUAUGCACGUUACUAGAAGAACUUCUUUCUUAGUUGCUGUGAGGAGACCAUAGAAGAGGAGACAAGUCAAGUGCGCAGUGCCGUGUUUGCAAAGAUUUGCGCAGAGGAUCUCGAUCAGACAACUCUGAAAUUUGUCAUCAUCACUAUGUCUGCCGGGAACGCCAAGAUCGGACAGCCUGCCCCCCAGUUCAAAGCCACUGCUGUAGUGGAUGGGCAGUUUAAAGACAUCCAGCUGUCUGACUACAAAGGAAAGUAUGUGGUGCUGUUCUUCUACCCACUGGACUUCACCUUUGUGUGUCCCACUGAGAUCGUGGCCUUCAGCGACCGGGCGGAGGACUUCCGCAAGAUCGGCUGUGAGGUCAUCGGCGCGUCCGUUGACUCGCACUUCAGCCACCUGGCUUGGAUCAACACUCCCAGGAAGCAGGGGGGUCUGGGGCCCAUGAAAAUCCCUCUUGUUGCUGACCUGACCAAGUCCAUCUCCCAGGACUACGGGGUUCUGAAGGAGGAUGAUGGCAUUGCCUACAGGGGUCUGUUUGUGAUUGAUAAUAAGGGCCUGCUCAGGCAGAUCACCAUCAAUGACUUGCCUGUGGGACGCUGUGUGGAUGAGACCCUCAGGCUGGUGCAGGCCUUCCAGCACACCGACAAGUAUGGAGAAGUGUGUCCAGCUGGCUGGAAGCCUGGCAGUGACACCAUUAUUCCUGACGUGCAGAAGAGCAAGGAGUUCUUCUCCAAGCAGAACUGAUCCCAUCCAGCCUCAGCCAGUCUGUUUGUCUCCAUUCUCUUCUGAGCUUUGUGGUUUAGGCACUUACUGCAGUUUAUUGUCAUUUGCUCUUUAAUUACCGUCAAGUUCUUAAUGCCACCAAAUUCAAAUGUCAUUUCUAAGCACUUCAUUCAAACUCACUAUAGUCUGGCAUCAGUAUCAUGUAUAAAUAAGCUGUAUUUGAGUUCUUAAAAGUCCCAAGCACUGAAAGUAUUUCUGUUUUUAUUUAAAUGUUAAGAAUGUUGAAUAUUUUGUACCUGACAAUUGUUCAGUAAUUGGUCGAUCAAAUGAAGGCAGUGAAAGUAAUGCAAAUGUCUAAUGAAUAAAUCUGAAAGGAUUGCAA